Messenger RNA from Prorocentrum cordatum, 664 nucleotides. The record is from the annotation of a GenBank genome assembly. Lineage: Eukaryota; Dinophyceae; Prorocentrales; Prorocentraceae.
AUGGCUGGCGAGCUGCCGCCGGAGCCCCCCGCCGUCGUGGACCUGGGGACGCCCAUGCAGGCCAGGUGGGCAGGGCCAGCGGCGGGGGCUCGACUGCCCUGUUUUCGCCUGCUUCCAGGGCUGCUGCUCCCAGACCUCCGACGCCUCGAGGAGCUCAACGCGCCGAAGCGCCACGAGUCGAAGGUGUUGUCGGGAGGGCGGCACCCGGCCUCGGCCCUUGCCACGGGGCCAGCUUCUCAUGCCCAGGGCAACACGGGCUACGGCGGUCUGCUGUCGCUGGAAGGCAAGCUGCCGCAGCCAGCGCGUGUCGCCUGCAAGUUCUUCCUGCAGGGCAGGUGCCGAUUCUCGGCCGAGAGGUGCCCGAACUCGCACGAGCCGGGUGCGGAGAAGCCCACGAACUUGAACAGCACCCCGGAGUGCGGAAGGGCGUGGAAGAACCAGCUCUGCAUAUUCUGGGCAUGGGACUGCUGCAAAAAGGGCGACGAGUGCACCUUCGCGCACGGCGUCGACGACCUGAGGUGUGAGAUGAGUCCCGAGAGCGAGGAGAUCCUGCAGCAGCGCUGGCAGACGGAGCACAGGAAGUCCGGCAAGGGCAGGUCCAGGGGCGGAGGAGGCGGCGGCUGGAACGAUGGCGGGAGCAACGCUGUGCCCUGCCCUGGUGGAG